CGUCCUGGUCUGCGUGCACGGACUUCACUUCCUCCUCCUCCUCACCUCCUCACUGUUCACCUUCCUCAUGUCCAAGUCAAAAUGUAUGGCAACUCGUAUUGUUAUCCCCUCCACGAGGAGUUCCUCACCUAUCGCGGUGGCUUGAAUAGCCCCACUUCCUAUUGUUCCUCCUGUUCACAUUCAUGUUCACCUUUUUGACUUCAUCUUCACCUUUUUUCAAGUCUUGGUACUCCAGCCUCCCCGUCCCCCCGUCGAUAAACCUUCUCCCCUCUUCUCUUCUCCCUCUCUCCUUCUCUCUCUCCCCAGCUUUCUACUUCACUUCAUACUGCGACUUCAAUUCUUCGGCAGGCCUUCAGCAAUUCUUCUAUCAAUCCAAUCCAUCCUCUCCUUCUUGAGCACUUGCCUUCACGGCAGUAUCUCUAUAUUCAACUAUACUCUUCGGCCGGCGUUGAUCGUCACCGUUGACUAUCCCCUAUAUUCACCACCUUAUACCUUUCUCUACCUACCUACUUCACGCGGACUCCGCCGGUGCUCAUCCUGAUCAAGUCAACAUGGGUGACUACAACAACAAUCUUCCCCCUAGCGGCUUCCUUCCGGCCACUCAGACCUACGACGAGUUCGGCAAUUACGACAGCGAGGCCUAUGAUUUCCUGAACGUCGGCAAUCCUUUGCCUGCUUCCGGUGAUACUCUACAAUAUGAUGACAAUGGCUUGCUCAAUGGCUUCCUCAACUUCGAUACACCUCUGCCUGCUCCCGUUGAUGCUAUCCAAUUUAAUUCCAAUGGUUACGACAACACGCCCUUCUAUGAGGCUUUCAACAACCCCGUCCAGGAACCAAGCAACCAUGGCAUCUCGGAUGAUUUCCUGGCACUUCUUGAUGCCUCCAAGAAUCCCAAUGAGCCUGAUCCUUUGGGAUUCAUGACCCAGGGUGGUGACUAUGUCCCCCCUCAGGCUGACGAUUUCUUCCCGCCAACUUCGUCGCCUCACCUCAACACCACACUCCAGGAUGGUGGCAUUUCGCCACAAAACACCAACUCUCGUGCCCAUAUGGGCAGCGUGGGUCAAGUUGCCGGCCGCAAUUCAUCACCAACUUCCCGGCCAUCUCCCCGCCAAGCUCGCGGCAACUCCCCUCAGCACACCUCGGGAGUCACCAAGCCUCGUCAGAGGAAGCCUCGCACACCAGCUUCCAACACUACAGGAAUUAAGAAGGCUUACAAGACCAAGAAGGUCAAAAUCUUCAAGAAAACUCGUGUUGACGCUGAAAUCAACCUCGACAAGAAAAUCAGCUACGAACAGCCCGCUGAUGAGACUUACCGCCCUCUUAUCGAUCUUGAUCCUGAAGGGCCGCCUGAGAGCCGAUAUCAUCAUCUGAAGAAACAGGACGAGGAACACAAGAACCCCUUGAACUCUGAGUAUCCGGUGUACAAACAAUACAAAGGCCUCUUCAAAGAUAUUGAGUCUGCCCGCGCACACCGCCAAAGCGUCCGAAUCUCACCCAAGAAAGCCGCUGAUGUCGCACGUGUCAUUGCACAAGGCCUAGAUUUCUGGGUUCGCCGCAUCCACUCGUCAAUGAUCGAUAUUUCUGAGCUUCGCGAUACACAAAAGUCAAUCCACGCCCAGCGCUUUCUCCAAGUUACCGCCAUGGCCUGGGGUGAUCUGGAUAUGGAAUCCACUGCGUGGCACGUCUUGGAACGCACCCUCGAUGUGCACCUGGUGGGCUGGACUCGCCCUCAGGUCUACCACGUGGAAGCCAAGCGUGGUAAGAAGACUGAUGUUCCCCCUGGUUCUCUCGAGGAGCGCCUUGAAGCUGUCUGCACUGCUCUCCGUCUUUCCAAGGCUUGCGUCGAUGAUGCUCUUCGCGGCGGCUUGGAGCUCGAUCUUCUUUGCGACAACCCUAUCGCCCGCUUGAGCACCAAGGAAUCCAACAAUGCUGGCAACCUUGCUCGAUCUUCACGUCUUGUCAUUGCUGGCAGGAUCAAGGAAGUGGUGCAUGAGAACAAUGUCGCCGCUGCCGCUGCCGUUGCCAAGGCCAUCGCUGAGGGUUCUGAUGAGGUCGAAUACGAACAAUUGGUCACAGAUGGUCUCGAAGCAAAGAUCCUGGCUGAAAUCGAGGAGGAGACUCAGAAGAAAGUCGAAGAAGCCAAGAAGAAAGUCGACGAAGCCAAGAAGAAAGCCAAAAAGGCUCGAACCAACACUGAUGAGGAGACUGAAGAGGAGACUGAUGAGCACUCUGAAGAGGAACCCGCGGAGGAGUUCACUGAGAACGAUAGGGUACAAACCCCAGAUGUCGAGUGGAUGUACGAAGAACAAGAGGAAUAUGAUGAGGAGGAGUCUCUCGCUGCUGGCGACGAGAGCAACGACUCCGAGGAUCGUGAGGACUGA
Periconia digitata is the source of this 2381-nucleotide messenger RNA. The record is from the annotation of a GenBank genome assembly. Lineage: Eukaryota; Fungi; Ascomycota; Dothideomycetes; Pleosporales; Periconiaceae.